AUGGAAAGUUACAGAAGAUCUCCAUUGAAGCCAUGGAAGAAAGGCCCAACUCGAGGCAAAGGCGGCCCCCAGAAUGCUUCAUGCCAAUACCGUGGAGUCAGGCAGAGAACAUGGGGUAAGUGGGUGGCUGAAAUAAGAGAACCCAAGAAGAGAACUAGACUCUGGUUGGGUUCUUUUGCAACAGCUGAAGAAGCUGCCAUGGCCUAUGAUGAGGCUGCGAGGCGAUUGUAUGGUCCAGAUGCUUACCUCAAUCUUCCACACCUUCAACCCAACUCCAAUCCUCCAAACAAACUGCAGAAGUUCAAAUGGAUUCCUUCCAAGAACUUCAUCUCAAUGUUUCCCUCUUGUGGAUUGCUUAACAUAAAUGCUCAACCUAGUGUUCAUGUUAUUCAUCAGAGGCUCCAAGAACUUAAGAAGAAUGGGGUUUUAAAUCAGACUGGUUCUUCUAGCUCAUCUUCCUGUGAAUCAAAAACUGACAUUCAGAUUAUAAACGAUGAAACCCCCGCAGAUGAUCCUCAAAUGAAGGAGAAGGAUGUUGAAAUUUCAUCAGAGAAAAUGACGGGAGCUUAUGAGGAUAAACCACAGAUUGAUCUACAUGAGUUCCUUCAGCAACUAGGAAUACUGAGAGAAGAAAAGCAGUCUGAAGGAGCUGAAACUACAGAGAGUUUAACAGCAACAGAUUCUUCAAUAAAAGAUUAUGAUGAAGUAGCUGUCUUUGCAGAGAAUAGCUUCAAUUGGGAUGCUAUGAUCGAGAUGCAUGGAGUUGCUGAUUACCAAGGAGCAGAGGCCAGCUUCCAAGUUCAUGAUACUCAAGAAGAGCUUACGUUUCCUACUUCUAUUUGGAAUUUCUAA
Molecule: messenger RNA, 852 nt
Organism: Theobroma umbraticum
Lineage: Eukaryota; Viridiplantae; Streptophyta; Magnoliopsida; Malvales; Malvaceae
Source: RefSeq, a predicted model, not a curated record